Prunus armeniaca (apricot) is the source of this 549-nucleotide messenger RNA. The record is from the annotation of a GenBank genome assembly. Lineage: Eukaryota; Viridiplantae; Streptophyta; Magnoliopsida; Rosales; Rosaceae.
AUGUCGGUUUUCAAAGAUGAAGAUCCUCGCAUCCAUGGCAUUAAAACCAAAAUUCGGGUCGUCCCCAAUUUCCCCAAACCUGGUAUUAUGUUCCAAGAUAUCACAACUUUAUUGCUGGACCCAAAAGCCUUCAAGGACACAAUCGAUUUGUUCGUUGAGAGAUACAAAGGCAAAAACAUUUCAGUGGUUGCAGGAAUUGAGGCUCGAGGUUUUAUCUUUGGCCCUCCCAUUGCAUUGGCAAUAGGAGCAAAGUUUGUUCCCCUGAGAAAGCCCAGGAAGUUGCCUGGAGAUGUUAUUUUUGAAGAGUACACUUUGGAAUAUGGAAGGGACCGUCUUGAGAUGCAUGUUGGAGCAGUAGAACUUGGUGAGCGAGCUCUGGUGGUUGAUGAUUUAAUAGCCACAGGAGGCACACUCUGUGCUGCAAUGAAUUUAUUGGAACGUGUUGGAGCAGAAGUAGUUGAAUGUGCAUGUGUAAUUGAAUUACCAGAUUUACAGGGUCGUGUGCGAUUGAACGGCAAGCCAUUGUAUGUACUAGUUGAAUACCACUGA